Molecule: messenger RNA, 798 nt
Organism: Salvia splendens (bonfire salvia)
Lineage: Eukaryota; Viridiplantae; Streptophyta; Magnoliopsida; Lamiales; Lamiaceae
Exons: 1
Coding region: 1-798 (265 amino acids)
Source: RefSeq, a predicted model, not a curated record
AUGAGGUUCAUCUCUUCGAGCAACGGUAUGCCCUCUAUCUAUAUUUCUAGUUCGGAAUCAAAACACUUGGCCGAUCACUUGGGACAUGCGGUGGUGGGGAAAUUUUCUCAUUCCAUCCCGUCGGCCCUCCAAAUCCAAAAAGCGCUUAGUAAUAUGAAGUUUAAGAUGGGUGUCUCGUGGAAGUUUAUUAAUGCGAAGCAUGUUCUUAUUCAAUGCGAGGAUCUUGGAGACUAUGCCCGGUUACUAAAUGGCCCGAGAGAUAUUCCGGUGUGGUAUGUGGACGGGCACCCAAUGAGAGUCUUCAAGUGGUCUCCGGAUUUUGACGUCUUUUGUGAGUCUCGUAUUGCUGCUAUUUGGUGUAACCUCAUUGGAUUGCUGAUCCACCUCUUUGAUCAAUCGACGCUUUUUGCAAUUGGGAAACUCCUCGGCAAUCCAAUCCAAAUAGAUCAAGCCACCGCUAACAAGACGUGGCUGUCCUUCACCCGAAUUUGUGUGGAAAUCGACAUCACCAAGCCCCCUCCGGAAGAGUUUAUCCUAGACCUUUGUGGUCGGACAAUAAUCCAGCAAGUUAAAUGGGACAAGAUCUCAUCCUUUUGUGCCGAAUGCAAACAUGUGGGCCAUGUUGCGGCGGUGUGUUAUGCAACCGGCAAAAGGGAGAGACCACCAAAGAAGAACUACAAUGAACAUGCAGUGAGAAGGCCAAAUGGAAAUGAUCUCAACCUCGAACGCGUCCCACCAUCCAAGACGUUACUUCCCCCCACCUCCCACACCAAUCCCGGACAUCAUGGAGCCAUCUAA